GUACCUGUUUAUGUGGUGGUUGUAGUUGGAUUUUUUUUUUUUAAAUGCUCAAGAGAUGCAUCUUAAUCCACUACUUCUAUGUACUUUUCUUGUGCUUGAAGGCCUUAUUGUAGAGGGUUUUGGUCGUAUCAUAUUGUUUUGUAAAAUACAUGUAUUGCUGUAAUGAUGACUAACCAACGGAAAAUAAAGAUAUAAAUAAUUGGUCUAUUUUAGUUACAAAUUACAUUUAUUCAGUAUUGCUGAAUUUUUAUCUUCUGUAGGAAUUGUAUUAGAUAAAAUGCACUAGAUUCAGAUUUUGUUCUCUUUUUUUUUCUUUUUUGUCGAAUUGUUAUUGACAACAGCGGAAGAUGUUUGCUCUCCCUGUUCAGCAUUCUUAACAGUGGUUUUGAUAAGAUUUGUUAUUGACAAAAGCGGAAGGCGUUUGCUCUCCCUAUUCAGCAUUCUUUACAGUGGUUUUGAUAAGAUUUGUUAUUGACAAAAGCGGAAGACGUUUGCUCUCCCUGUUCAGGAUUCAUUACAGUGGUUUUGAUAAAAUUUAUUAUUGACAAAAGCGGAAGAUGUUUGCUCUCCCUGUUCAGCAUUCAAAACAGUGGUUUUGAUAAGAAUUGUUACUGACAAAAGCGGAAGACGUUUGCUCUCCCUGUUCAGCAUUCAUAACAGUGGUAUUGAUAUGAUUAUGCAUCCAGUAUUGCGAAAGAAGCACAAACAUUCAAUUAUCGAGGAUCGUAAUGGAUGCCAAGAUGAGUUUCAAAGUGUUUAAAGUGGUUGUGUUCUUCUUGCCGAUUUCUACAGCUUUGCGGAUACUUGUAACAAAGGAUCAAUGUGGACGUCCGGUCGAUCUCACUGUAGAGAAAGUGCUCUACCUGGACUAUGAAGGAGCGGACCUGGGGGAUAUAUUAUCAUUAUGUCUGAUAAAUGUAACAAAUUAUAACGAUAGGGAUAUGAUUUGUAUCCAAAGUGAAGGGGCAUAUUUUGAUAUGGACUGUGCGAUGCAUCUUAAAUAUCACAUUCGCGGCUGGAAGCCGUACUCCUACGAAAAAGACUACACUUGUUCAGAUUUCCACUCAAAACCUCUUUGUGAUCGGAACAGUGUUUCGGCUGUCGAGUUUCGUUACGCAUAUCUACAACAAGAUGUUGCAGUUCAUGUGAAAUUGUUUACAAAGAAAUAUGUCGCUACCGUAGUACAGUACCAUUCCCAGGCUCAACAGGGGAACCAGUUUGCGAAUCAAACACAUGAUUCCGCAAACCAGGCAAUAAAUCCACAGCAAUAUCCGGCACCGAAUCAGCCUGGUAUCCUGCCGCAGCAACAAUAUACACCAAAUCCGUCAGCGUAUGCAGGGUACCAAGUACAUAAUCCCGUAUAUCAACAAGUACAAAUGGCCGGGGACCAGCCUUCCUUGACCCCGCAAGCUUAUGAUCAGCCUCCUUCAGAGCCUCCGCCGCCAUAUCCGGGAUACUGAGCUGCAGAUGAAUGGUACACCGUCAAUGUAAAGUUUACCAAAUAUGGACAUACAUUUAACUUACCACCGUUUAGUGAUGUGACAUCAAGGGCAUACAUGAUUUACGAGCCUGCAACAUUUUCGUUUUUGCCGUGUUGGGCGAUCUGUGGAGUUCCCCCUUUUUCUACUUUAUACGAUAUACAUUUCAUUGUGAAACAGCCUGCUGUUGAUCUUCUCUAAAUCAAACCACCGCCAAACAUCGGUUUAGAGGGGAUUUUUGGUGUACAUUGUAGAUGGUAAUUCGGAUAAGAGGGAUUUCGAAUUGGACUUUGAUGUACAUGGGUAUUAGGUUUACGGAGGGUGUUAUCUCAUUUUUGAAUACUUUAUACAAAAGCAACAUACAGGAGGCCGAGAUUGAUUGAUUUUGAUUGAUUUAUUUCAGUAUAUAAAAUACAUGGUAUGGUACAACCCAGAUUAAAACAAAUUUCAAAUAUCACAUAUACAAUGACCAGGAAUUAAAACAUAUUGAAAGGCAAUUAAGAAUCAUUACUAACAUAAAAUACCAAUAACUGCAGAAAAAAAGAUGUAUCAGGACAUGUAUUCAUAUACUCAGGAUGACACAAAAAGGGGAAUGUGAAACCCCUUAUUUCCAUUGUGGUCCUGAAAGUGUAUCCCGUACUUGUACAACACUACUCUUAAUUUGCAGUUGAUUAAUGAUAAUGUAAUAGCUGUGAUUUGUAGUGUAAUCAAUUUGCAAUGAACUAAAGUUUCUUAUUUUAAGGAACUUUAUGGAAUUAUGUUGGGAGUGACCUAAAUAUGAGUUAUAAAAUUGUAUGGAGUUCUGCUGGAAAGUGAUUUUCAUGUAAUGAGUAAAGAGAUAAUUGAUAUAUUUUCGAAAUUAUUGCAGUAAUGUAUCGACAUAGUUUGUUUUAUAAACAUGGAAUAAUCACGUAAUGACCAGAAAUUAGUUUAAAAUCCUUAAAUCUCCCACCUAAUACAUACUCGACAUACAUUUUAAUAUAUUCUGAUUUAAAUCCAGUCCAAAUCUAAAUGUUUGCCGGUAUGUGGAGAGGCCUUAAAGACAGUUUAGUUAGAAAGGGGACUAUUUCUAAACAUAAUUCUUUUAACAGCCUGAGUGAAAGCUUGUAAGGACCAGUUGCCUUGUUUGGAUUCAGAUUCUUUCAUAACUUUAUUACGCCAUCCUUGAAAUUCUAAUUUUCGUGCAUGCGUUUAUUUAAUUGACAAUGUCUGUUUUCAAAUAAAUUCAUUUCACACAUUUGAGCCGCGCCAUGAGAAAACCAACAUAGUGGCUUUGCGACCAGCAUGGAUCCGGACCAGCCUGCGCAUCCGCUUUCGAAGUCUAUUGCAAUUAGAGAAACAGCGAACAGCAUGGAUCCUGACCAGACUGCGCGGAUGCGCAGGCUGGUCUGGAUCCAUGCUGGUCGCAAUGCCACUAUGUUGGUUUUCGCAUGGCGCGGCUCAUUUGUUUAAGACUAAUCGUUUUUGGCAUUUCAAAAAUAAAAACAGAUUUGGAACGUUGGCUUGAUUUUAAUGGGGCAACACCAAUGGCUGUCAGUUUUCUUGUUCUUUUGCAAAAGAGUAGAUUUUUCAUUACUAUUUCAAUUUUUAGAGCCCUUUGAACAAAAUUAUUGAAUCCAAAUACUCCAUUGAGAUUUUCUUAUUUCUUGUUUAAUAUAAAAGACAUUACAGGGGUCAACUUUUGCUUUAAUUUAUAAUUACUGUAUUUGUUACUUCCCUUCGAUUGUAUUUAAUGAUGUCAUUAUUUUUUUUUCUGAAUAACGUUUACUGAUUUCUUGUAAUCCAAGAGGGAUUUCGUUUUGGCUGGGAUGUGGUUUCGUGACAGUUCAUUUAAUAUAUCUUUAAAGUUUACUCAUAAAUAAUUCGGGUCAUUACCAGAUAGUUUGGCAAAACAUUUUCAUGAUGCAAUGCUUUUAAUAUAUUUUGAUUUCUAGCCUGAUUUGCUUGGUCUAUCUUCUGUAAUCGCAUGGAAUUAGAUAUCAUAAUUCGAAGUUCCAAAACUUGGUAAAGUUUUCGUUGGGUAUACUUGGCCAGGUUGGUAUGUUAAGAAUAAGUCUAAGACAUUGGUCUCUCUUUGAAUUCUAACAACUUGGUCUAAAUUAAAAUUUAUUAGAAUGUCCAAGAAAUUUUCUUACAGUGAUUUCAUUUUAUAUGAUUCUUUUAUUAUAAUUUCGGAUGACAAGGCUUUUCAGGCUUGUUAAAAUCGCCAAGGAUCCAUGUUAUGCUUUUUUUAGGUAUUUUGAUUGGUGAUUCUUAUAAUGAAAGAAUGGUUAUAUGAUCAGUUUCAUGAGGCUUGUAGAAGGAUGGCAGAUAAGUGCUUUUCACACCGCAAAUGUAUAUUAUUUGCCCAAACAAAAAUGCAGUUAGACUUUAGGCUAGGUGGUUCUUCGCUAAUGAAAUACUUUCAUAUGACAGACAAGAAUGAGCCAACUUUAGCAUUGAUUCUGUCAUCCUAAAAGACUUCAUAGUUAGAGUUUUCAUGAAAUAUUUCUUAAGUGGCUAUAUUGGGUUUUAGCUAAGUUUCAGUAAUGAUACAAUGUCCGGUUUCCCCUGGUCCAAACGUAAUUGAAUACAAUAGUGAAUUAAUUUUUGAUUAACUUACAGUUUAUAUUGAGUAUGGUAAAGCGGUCGUCCUUUUUAUUAUAUUUCAAUCUUUUA
Molecule: messenger RNA, 4136 nt
Organism: Mercenaria mercenaria
Lineage: Eukaryota; Metazoa; Mollusca; Bivalvia; Venerida; Veneridae
Exons: 5
Coding region: 729-1460 (243 amino acids)
Source: RefSeq, a predicted model, not a curated record